This is a messenger RNA of Thyridium curvatum, 339 nucleotides long. RefSeq lists its product as uncharacterized. Bases 1 to 339 code for a protein of 112 amino acids. NCBI's taxonomy places the organism in Eukaryota, Fungi, Ascomycota, Sordariomycetes, Thyridiales, Thyridiaceae. The transcript has a single exon. The record is from RefSeq and is a predicted model, not a curated record.
AUGCCCGAUUGGCUCGUGCAAAUUCCCGACAACCGGGAUCAUAACGGCGACCCUGGCGGUGAGAUCGUGCUCCAAGCUCGCCGCGACAACCUCCCGGCACACGCAGCGCACAACAAGAAGCAUAUUGAGGCUGGCCAUGUGGUUGUCUCAGGCCCUUUGCUCGCAUCACAUGAUGAUGAACCCCUACGCCCUGUCGGCAGUGCCAUGGUCUGGAAGGCCGACAGUGAGAGCCAAGUACGAGCGUGGUUGGAAGAGGACCCCUAUGCGAAGUCGGGCAUCUGGAAUUUGGCGAUGGCUACGGUGACACCUUACCUUUGUGCGGUGAGGGUGCCGAUGUGA